AUGGAAACUGGACGUCCCAUUGUUGCGAUUGUCGGCAGACCGAAUGUCGGGAAAUCCUCACUCUUCAACCGAAUCGCUGGAAAUAGCCACGCUGUCGUCCAUGAUACCCCGGGCGUGACGCGCGACAGAAACUAUGCUGACGUGGAAUGGGAAGACCGCUCUUUUACCAUCGUUGAUACCGGCGGUUUGGACAUCGAUCCGGGCGACCAACUUAUUGAUAAUGUUCAAUCGCAGGUGAAUGCUGCCUUGGCUGAGGCAAGCCUUGUUCUCUUCGUCGUUGACGCUCGGACGGGCAUUAUGCCGCACGAUAUGGCUGUCGUUGAUAAACUCAGAGCCUCUGAUAAACCUAUUUUCCUUGUGGUCAAUAAGGUAGAUAACGACCGGUUUCGCAAUGAAGCCGCCGAGUUUUACGCACUCGGAUUGGCAGAGCCACUGUGGACAUCCUGUGUCCAAAACGACGGCAUUCGGGAGCUGCUCGACCGUGUCGUUGAAACCCUUCCAGAGACCGAUGAAACAGCCCACGACGCGCCUGCCACGGUGAAAAUCGCCAUCGUUGGCAGACCGAAUGUCGGGAAAUCCUCGCUUAUCAACAGUCUGUUGGGUGAAGAACGGCUGAUUGUCGAUGAGCGACCCGGGACCACGCGCGAUGCGGUGAACAUCCGAAUCGUUCACGACAAUAUCCCUUUUGAAGUCGUUGAUACGGCGGGAAUGCGGCGUAAAUCCGCUAUCAACGAUGAGCUUGAAUCCGCAACCGUGCAACGUGCGAUACACAGCAUUCGCCAAAGCGACAUCGCUGUACUCGUGCUGGAUGCAACCCAGGAUGUCGCACAACAGGAUAAGGCUAUCGCCCAUUUCAUUCAACGACAGGGGAAAGCUUCCGUUUUAGUCAUAAAUAAGUGGGAUCUGAUCGACAAGGAUAACACAACGCAUCCGACGUUUAUGCAUGCAAUAGAUGCGCAACUUCCGCAACUCGGUUAUGUCCCACGUGUUUUUGCUUCCGCGCUAAGUGGACAACGCGUUACCCAAAUAUUAACAACUGCUCUUGAGGUUUACCGUGAAUAUUGUACGCACAUCCCUACACCGGCACUCAACGAGUUGCUCACGGAAUUGCGCAAUGCACAUCCACCGCCACGUGUUAAGAGUGCACGUCCUGCCCUCAAAUAUAUCACACAGGUGGAGACCAAACCGCCAACCUUCCUGAUCUUCGGACGGAAUGUACAUCGUGUGCAGCAGCCGUAUGAGUCGUAUCUUGUCAACAGUAUUCGGAAGGAAUUCGGAUUUCACGGCACACCGAUACGGAUUUUUUACCGCAGGUCAUAA
This is a messenger RNA of Geodia barretti, 1320 nucleotides long. The record is from the annotation of a GenBank genome assembly. Lineage: Eukaryota; Metazoa; Porifera; Demospongiae; Tetractinellida; Geodiidae.